Molecule: messenger RNA, 537 nt
Organism: Lactuca virosa
Lineage: Eukaryota; Viridiplantae; Streptophyta; Magnoliopsida; Asterales; Asteraceae
Source: the annotation of a GenBank genome assembly
AUGGUGAAUUUGAUGGUGUUAGGUCUUGCAAUAUAUGAUACAAUGCAAUACAUUCGAUCUCCUAUCAAUACAAUAUGUUUAGGUCAAGCUGCAUCAAUGGCUUCUUUGCUGUUGGCUGUUGGUGCAAAGGGUGAAAGGCGAUCUCUUCCUAAUGCCACCAUCAUGAUUCAUCAACCUUCCGGUGGAUACAGCGGGCAGGCUAAAGACAUGGCCAUUCACACGAAGCAUAUUAUUAGGGUUUGGAAGUCUUUGAAUGGGCUUUAUGCAAAGCAUACUGGACAAAAUGUUUAUGUGAUUCGGAAGAAUAUGGAUAGGGAUUGUUUUAUGACUCCUGAAGAGGCGAAAGAGUUUGGGAUUAUAGAUGAAGUGAUGGAUGAGAGACCCUUGACUUUGACCCAAUUAAGCAUAAGCCAACCAUGUAUCAAGUGGUGUAGGAAAUGGUUGAUAAAAUGGGCUAUAAAAAUUCCCAUAUUGCCCUUUUCAUGUUUGCAUCGUAUAUCGAGAGACGACAUACUUCCAAACCUUCUGUUAUCGUGA